AUGGCUGCAUACGUCGACGAUAUGCUCGUCAAGAGCCGGGAGGAGGAUAAGCACGCGGAGGACUUGGCCGACUGCUUCAAGGUAAUGAUGAAAUACAACCUUCGGCUGAACCCCAAAAAGUGCGCGUUCGCCGUCCAAGGUGGCAAAUUCUUGGGCUACAUGGUCACCAAACGAGGCAUCGAGCCUAAUCCGGAAAAAGUACAGGCCAUCAUCGACAUGCAGCCUCCUACAACCGUCAGGGACUUGCAACGGCUGACUGGCCGAUUGGCCGCCCUUAGCCGCUUCUUGAGCAAAGCGGCGGAUAAGACCGUACCCUUCUUCGAAGCCAUGAAGAAGAAGGAGGGAUUUGCUUGGACAGCCGAAUGCCAACGAUCGUUCGAAGAGUUGAAACAGUACCUCUCAACGCCCCCAGUGCUGUCUACCCCCCAGGUGGGCGAGCCUUUAUUCUUGUACCUCGCUGCCUCAGCCAAAGCAGUGAGUUCGGUAUUGGUCCGAGAGGAUGACCGAGUCCAGCACCCGGUUUAUUACGUAAGUCGCUCGCUGAAGGCCGCCGAGACGCGGUACACCGUUGUGGAGAAGAUUGUGUAUGCGUUGAUAGUUACCGUGCGCAAGCUGGCACCCUAUUUCCAAGCCCAUACCGUUCGAGUUUUGACAGAUCAGCCGCUCGGAAGCGUGCUAAGAAACCCCUUGUCCUCCGGCCGACUUGUAAAGUGGGCCGUAGAGUUGACUCAGUAUGGGAUUGAGUACCAACCUCGGCCUUCCAUUAAGGGUCAGGCCCUAGCCGACUUCCUGGUCGAAUGCACAGCAAGUGAAGAAGAAAAAGAACACGACUCGGAGAGCUGCCCAGGCGAGUGGUGGGAAAUGCACGCGGACGGAGCGUCGAGCCGACAGCACUGUGGGGGCGGUGUCAUGCUCAUCACUCCGGAAGGAUUCCGGCUAUAUUACGCUCUGAGAUAUCGGUUCUCGACAUCAAAUAAUGAGGCCGAGUACGAAGCGGUAUUAAACGGCCUCCGACUCGCCAAGGCCCUGGGAGUCGAGCGGCUGCAAAUCAAGACUGACUCCAGACUGGUAGUCGGACAGAUCUCGGGUACAUGUGAAACUAAGAAUGCAAGGAUGGUGCUAUACAAAGAGCGUGCGGUCGAGAUGUUAAAAGGGUUCGGGGCUUACGAGAUAGAGUACAUACCCCGAACGGACAACACGGAAGCCGACUUAUUGUCCAAAAUCGCCUUGGAAGGGGUACCGGACCAUCUGAUAAAAAUUUGCCAGAAGGAGGAGCUACAUCGGCCGAGUGUUGGAGAGACACCACCGGAAGUCCAGCAAGUAGAUCUCGGGGAAUGGGAUCGAGGGAAAAAUCCCGAAAUGUUCUGGAUAGAGGACAUCCGGCGAUUCUUAGAAAAAGGCGAGUUACCGGAAGACCCGGGAGUCGCCGCGAAAGUUCGGCGGAAAACCCCCUCCUUCCGGAUCAUCGACGGACUGCUAUACAAACAGUCGUUCGGUGGACCCUUACUAAAGUGCUUGCUUAGACCCGAGGCCGAGAAAAUAAUGGACGAAGCUCAUAGAGGCAUUUGUGCCGCGCACCAGGGCGCCCACACGCUCGCCCAGAAGUUAGUCGUUCAAGGGUAUUAUUGGCCGACCAUGAUGCGAGACUGCAUCGAAUGGAUGUCCAGGUGCGGCGUUUGUCAAGCAUUCGCCAGGAAAGACCCGGCCGGCCACCUUUUAUACACCGGUCACCACUGCCAUCCCCUUCGCCAAGUGGGGAAUAGACUUGUUGGGGCCAUUGCCCGUCGCCCCGGGAGGUCUGAAGUUUUGCGUUGUGGCUAUCGACUAUUUCACCAAAUGGGUCGAGGCAGAACCAUUGGCUACCAUCACUGA
Molecule: messenger RNA, 1872 nt
Organism: Ipomoea nil (Japanese morning glory)
Lineage: Eukaryota; Viridiplantae; Streptophyta; Magnoliopsida; Solanales; Convolvulaceae
Exons: 1
Coding region: 1-1872 (623 amino acids)
Molecular function (GO): RNA-DNA hybrid ribonuclease activity; nucleic acid binding
Source: RefSeq, a predicted model, not a curated record